Messenger RNA from Lactuca virosa, 534 nucleotides. The record is from the annotation of a GenBank genome assembly. NCBI's taxonomy places the organism in Eukaryota, Viridiplantae, Streptophyta, Magnoliopsida, Asterales, Asteraceae.
AUGGAUGUAGCUGUGUUCGAAAAGGUUCCUUUCUUCUUUCUUUUCCUGUACGGGUUUCUUGCUGCAUUCAGUGAUGUCGACGGCAACGUCCAAUCGGAAAGCUUCUGUAACGACGUCGUCACUGCAAAGCGGCAGGCGUCGGAGAAUGUCGUCUCGCAAAUCAAUGGUUGCCGCCUCACUUGGCCAAGAAACGUCUAUUACCGCCACCAAUCGUCCACCAAACCGCCAGUGCUUUGUUACUGUUUCAACUUUCGUGUUGCUAAAUACCAAGAAGCAAAUCCAACAAUUUAUACUGUAAUUACUUUUCCGUUUCUUUUUGCUGACAUGUUUGGGGAUUGGGGACAUGGAAUAUGCUUAUUGAUAGGUGCAUUAGUUCUCAUAGCACGUGAAGGAAAGCUUAUUACACAGGCAGAAACUUGGGAGCUUCAUGGAGAUGUUAUUUUGUGGUCCAACGCUCAUUGGUAUCUGCCAUAUGUUGGAUUGAAGUUUUACAUUUAUGAGAAGCUGAAAAGACAUGUUUCUGAAGAGCAUUAG